UAUCAUUUCUUAACUACUUCCAGCUAAGACUCCAGCUAAGACUUCAGCUAAAACUCCAGCCAAAAUUCCAGCCAAAACUCCAGCUGAAGUCUGGGUCUUAUCGAUGUUUUUUUCUCCAUAUAAAGCUGUUGAAUAUUCAAUUGAAUGUCGCUGCUUUGUCUCCAAGAAACUAGCUCAAGAAGCAAUGAGAAGAGAAGCACGACGUCUAUACAAAAAUUCAGAUUGUAUUCAAGGAGCUAGAAACAAAUACUAUAGGGAGCACGAAACGGAAAUACACUUUAGCGAGAGCGAAGAUGGACCUGAUUAUCGUAGAGAGUUUGGUUAUUGUGAAAUUAAAUCUGCAAAAUUGGAAGACAAAGAAAGUGGAGAUGAAGUACCUUCAAGUACAGAUGAAGAUAGCGAUGAAUAUUGAAUAAGGUAUUAAUGAACAUUUUCCAGUUCACUCUCUUAUGCCUUGAUUA
This is a messenger RNA of Rhizophagus irregularis DAOM 181602=DAOM 197198, 461 nucleotides long. RefSeq lists its product as uncharacterized. The record is from RefSeq and is a predicted model, not a curated record. NCBI's taxonomy places the organism in Eukaryota, Fungi, Glomeromycota, Glomeromycetes, Glomerales, Glomeraceae.